AUGGCUUACUCCAAUUUCUCGACAAGUUAUAAGCAUUGGGAGCCCCCCAACUAACAAAAACUUUUUAUAAAUUUUAGGAAUCGAAAAUCAUCUUCUAGAAGUAGGAGUAUCCAAAUCGUUUUCAUCCCCAAUUUUGGGUUUCUUCCAUCAGUUCGUAAAAAUGAACAAGCUGGGGUUUGCGCGCAAGGAGAAAGUUCAGCAAUUCAUGGCCGUAACUGGGGCAAGUGAGAAAGUUGCUAUUCAGACUAUGAAGACCCAUGAUUGGCAUCUUGAAGGAGCAUUGGAAGCAUUCUACAACGAGGGAAAUGCUAAGGUAGUUCAGGAGAAAAAUCGAUGGGAGCUGCUUUUCAAUAAAUACAAAGACCCGAAGGCUGACAUGAUUAUGGCUGAUGGUAUUAGCAACCUCUGCAAUGACCUUCAGGUUGAACCUCAGGAUAUAGUUAUGUUGGUGCUUUCAUGGCACUUUCAAGCUGAAACCAUAUGUGAAUUCUCCAAGCAGGAGUUCGUUGGUGGAGUACAGUCUCUUGAAAUAGAUUCAUUGGAGAAGUUCAAGAAAAAAAUCCCAUUUUUGAGAUCUGAGCUGAAAGAUGAAGAUACUUUCCGUGAAAUUUACAACUUUGCUUUUGAUUGGGCAAAAGAAAAG
Nicotiana tabacum (common tobacco) is the source of this 643-nucleotide messenger RNA. The record is from RefSeq and is a predicted model, not a curated record. NCBI's taxonomy places the organism in Eukaryota, Viridiplantae, Streptophyta, Magnoliopsida, Solanales, Solanaceae.